Molecule: messenger RNA, 2058 nt
Organism: Amoebophrya sp. A25
Lineage: Eukaryota; Dinophyceae; Syndiniales; Amoebophryaceae
Source: the annotation of a GenBank genome assembly
UUCAGUGAUGUGAACAAAUACAAAAAUCUUGUGAUUGGAUCUUUACAAGACAAGUGCAGCCGACCUACGGAGAAAGAUAUUGUUCGCAUGAAUAAGAGUAAACUGCUUCUACUUGUUUUUCCUUAACAUCAACGAAUUCUUCUGUGACUUGGUUUUCCUUAACAUCAGCUUCAGAGAGUGAACUUAUAAAAAGAGGACAGGACUUGGAUUUACUAGAGCAAAAGGCACUAUCAAAUUUCUAAGUACUUAGGUAAUAAAUUCGCAAAAGUAGAAAAAGAUGGCACAGCCUAUGGAGCACCGAUUCUCUCCGUAUACGGAUAAUGGUGGUACCGCAGUGGGAAUCGCCUGCCCAGAUGGCGCGAUUCUGAUUGCUGACAAGCGCCUGUCGAAGGGAUACUCAAUACACACAAGGGAAAACAGCAAGGUAAAAAUCGCGUCAGCGUCGUCUAUAAUUUUCUCGACUGUAGAUGCACAUCAUCAUCCUGAAUCGAUGUACUACCAAAACUUGAAUCAAGUUCCUUCCCCACCACGCUCACCUCUGCUACACAGGUAACGCAACUCACGUCGAAGUGUGUCAUUGCUUCUUGCGGAAUGAAGGCGGACGCGAUCACACUACACCGAAUUCUCAAGAUGCGGUUGACAAUGUACUUCUUACCAAAUUUUUAAGUAAUAGAAGCUCGUUUUCGUCUCUCAGUGCUAGUUCGUUGUAAGUGUAAAAUGUAUUCUUUGCAUACUGAUCUGGGCAACAUUCCAUUCCAUCUAGGUGGAAGUACCCUGCUCUUCAAUGAGUUUUGAUUCCUCCUUCCCUUUAAGUGUUCAUGUCGAGCAAAACCAAUACCAAGGUACGAGCACGACCACGGAAGAGAGGCAACGACCCCAGCGAUAGCGCAGAUGCUUUCAACUAUGCUGUACGGAAGGAGAUUUUUCCCUUACUACACAUUUAACAUCCUCGCGGGCACUGAUGAUGAGGGCAAGGGAGCUGUCUACCACUACGACGCCAUUGGAUCCUUCGAAAGAGUGGAGUACUUACUGUUCUUCGUUUUAGUUUCUAAUGUUUUUUCGAAUUCUUUGUCCAUUGGAAACAACGUCCACACACUCUUUCAUCUUUCUCCACCACUCCAUUUUUCUAAGAAACAAAUCCUCUCCAAACAGUUACACUACCUCCGGUUCCGGUAGCUCCCUAGCGCAUCCAGUAAUUGACGCAGUUCUGCAGCAGGGAAACUACGUGGAGCAGUUCAAGCGAAAAGACCCGCUUAAGCUGAAUGAUGUUGUGGAUCUCUGUACAACUGUCAUUUUUGAAUCGCUCGAUUGUAUGCCUAUCUAAUCUAGCAGCUAAUAUAAUCUAGCAGCUCUUCAUGUAAAUCUUUUUGAAUGAAGAUGAUGUUGAUCGUUUCGUAUUCGUCAAUUUCUCGUCCAACCUCACCCCAAUCCCAUCUUCACCAGGUCGCGACGUGAUGACAUCGACGGGCGAGCGUGAUAUCUACACGGGUGACGCUUGCGACAUUUUCACGAUCGAUAAGCUUGGAGUCCGACAACAGCGAUUCGAAUUGAAGAAGGACUAAAAAAGCUGUGAAGCGAAGAAUGCUAGUAGACACAGUGAGAACUGGCGUUGUUGCGUCCCCGGCAGUCAGCAGCCACUUUCCCCACACCCAAAAAACUACCCAAGUAGGAGCAAUCCAGGUUAUACUUGAUCAACGUUGAUGAAAAGCACCACUUUUUUAAGAGCACGUUGAUUGUAGGACGACACACAGAGGAUCAACAACUACAAUGUAAGCACCUCCAUUUUGUUACAGGCUUUGGCACUUGAUCUCCUGUCGCCUCGCCUUAUACCCCCUGUAAAAAAACAUACUUUCACCGUACCCUGAAUGAAGAAGAAGAACGACCAUUCCUGGUCAUUACUCAUAGAUGGAAUGGAUUGAUGGCAUGACGGUUAGGAGUAGUACAAUAUGCUAGCCAAUGAUAGACUCAAGAAUGGAAUGGAAAAAGUACUUGAUUCUGCAAAAAGGCGUGCGAGAAGGAAGCGAGAGCAACGAUUCUGUCCACAACACUCGAACUUGC